Molecule: messenger RNA, 2619 nt
Organism: Exserohilum turcica Et28A
Lineage: Eukaryota; Fungi; Ascomycota; Dothideomycetes; Pleosporales; Pleosporaceae
Exons: 5
Coding region: 18-2597 (859 amino acids)
Biological process (GO): riboflavin biosynthetic process; monosaccharide transmembrane transport
Cellular component (GO): membrane
Molecular function (GO): hexose transmembrane transporter activity; GTP cyclohydrolase II activity
Source: RefSeq, a predicted model, not a curated record
CGACCAGCCUGCUUGCCAUGGAUCCCCGCUCGUGGUUCAGCAGCCUUACCGGCUAUUUCGUCUACAUCCUCUCCAUCGCCACGCUUGGCCCGCUCCUCUUCGGCUUCCACUUGUCUGAGCUCAAUGCCCCCGAAGACGUCAUCCGUUGCAAGAAAAAGUCCAUCACCGCGGCCGUCGCGGGCCCCACCCUCCCGCAGUGCAUCGAGAUGAGCCCCACGGAAUGGGGCGUCGUGGGAUCGCUAUACACGCUCGGAGGUCUCAUAGGCGCCCUUUCGGCUGGCCCGCUGGCUGGAAACUACGGCCGCCUCCGGGCUAUGCAGAUGUCUACCAUAUUCUUCGCCCUCGGCCCGGUCUUCGAGGCCCUGAGCCCAAACAUCGCCGUCAUGGCAUUUGGACGGCUGCUGUCCGGAGUGGGCGCGGGCGCUGCCGUCGUCAUCGUGCCUCUCUACAUCUCGGAGAUUGCUCCCCCGGCCGAAAAGGGCUUCUUUGGCGCAUUCACGCAGAUUGGCUGCAACGUCGGCAUUCUCAUCACACAGCUGUUGGGAUACUUCUUGAGCCACGAUUCAUACUGGCGCCUCAUCCUGGCCAUUGGAGGCAUCAUCGGCGCUGUGCAGGGCGUGGGGCUGCUGGUUUCGGUCGAGAGCCCCAAGUACAUCGCGGAGCAGGGCAAUGUGUCUCUUGCGAAGAAGACACUGCGCAAGAUCCGCGGCGAGCAUGCCGACAUUGAAGACGAAAUGAAGGACUGGGGAGUGCCGAAUCUAGCCGGGGUAAAUGAGGAGGAGCAGACACUGUUGAGCCACCCGGAUGCAUCCGCCGAUGCCACGGCCAAACCAUCAGGCAAGGAACAGACUCUGAGCAUCAUGCAAGUCUUCCGCCACGCCGACUACCAAAAAGCUGCCAUUGCCGUUAUCAUGGUCAUGCUCGCCCAGCAGUUCAGUGGCAUCAACAGCAUCGUCAUGUAUGGAGUAUCGCUGCUGGCAGGCCUGCUCGAGUCCAACUCGGCGCUGCUCAAUCUUGCCGUCUCGGCGCUGAACAUUAUCGUCACGGCCAGCUGUGCACCGCUCGCUGAUAAGCUAGGUCGCAAGGUGUGUCUUCUCAGCUCCCUCGCCAUCAUGGGCACGAGCUCGCUCGUGCUUGCAGUCGGCAUCAUCAGGUCGAUCCCCGUCAUGUCAGCCGUCGCAGUGCUACUCUUCGUCUCGGGCUUUGCGGUUGGCCUUGGACCGGUGCCCUUCAUCCUGGCCAGUGAGCUUGUAGGGCCCGACGCGGUUGAUGCGACGCAGAGUAUUGCGCUGGGAGCCAACUGGAUCGCCACCUUCAUCGUGGCACAAUUCUUUCCCCUGGCUAGCGCGAAACUGCACGGCAAAGUCUACUUCAUCUUUGCCGCGCUGUCGGCAUUUUUCUUUGCGUUCGUCUCGUGGUAUGUGCCGGAGACCAAGGGCAAGAAGAACGCAGAUGAGGUUUGGGGGAGGGAGCGCAGAAUUGCGAGCGCCGGCCGGGAUGACUUCGACUUCCAGCCAGCGCCGCAUGGAGAGACGCUGGACCAUGGCGCAGACGGCGAGCACCACGCUCCGCCCGCCUCGAUAAUAUCCCCCGCCUUUACGCCUCCAGCGACGCCAGGAGUCUCUACCCCCUCGCAUCCCCGGCCGCCCCGCUCCAUCCCCGUCGACACCUCACUGCGCACCGAUUCCCCACAGCCUGAUCUGCUGCCGAGGCUCCCCCACGUCGAGUGCGAGGUGCGCGCGCGGAUACCCACGACGACGGGGCAUGAGAUGUGGCUGCAUGUGUACAGAAACAACGUCGACACAAAGGAGCAUCUCGCAAUCGUCUUCGGCAACCAAAUACGCUCGCGCUCCCUCGACGCGGAACGGCCCGGCGAGACGGAAUUGGACCGCAUGACCAGAGGCGCAUACGUCGGGCGCCUGUAUCCUGGGAGAACCAGCUCGCGCGUUGAGCAGCUCAAGCGCGCAGAGGGCAUUGCCACAAAGCCGGCGCACGUCGACAAGAACACCGGACACUUGUCUCCAGCCUCGGCAUCGUCCUCGGAAAACGGCCACCUGGAGCCCGUGUCCUCGUCAGACCUUCCGCUCGUGCGCAUACAUUCCGAGUGCUACACUGGUGAGACGGUAUGGUCCGCCCGCUGCGAUUGCGGCGAGCAACUCGACGAAGCCGCACGCCUCAUGGCCGACCCCUCGCUGUCGCCCUCGGGCGGUGCCAUUAUCUAUUUGCGCCAGGAAGGCCGCGGAAUCGGUCUGGGCGAGAAACUCAAGGCGUACAACCUGCAAGAUUUGGGCAACGACACAUACGAAGCCAACAUCAUGUUAAGGCAUCCUGCAGAUGCACGCAGUUAUGGUCUAGCCACAGCUAUGCUGAUAGACCUGGGCUUAGACGGGGACAGGGGAAUCAGACUUCUGACCAACAAUCCCGACAAAGUAAGAGCUGUUGAGGGGCCAAACCGCGAGGUUGUAGUCAGAGAGCGCGUGGCCAUGGUGCCGCUGGCGUGGAAGACGGGCGGCAUCAAGGGGAUCAAGAGUGAGGAAGUGGAGAAAUAUCUUAGUACCAAGAUUGAAAAAUUUAAGCACAUGCUAGACCACAAGUAAUUGCAGAUCGACCAAUGAUUAU